AUGAAGAUCUCAACAUUCAUUACAGUUGCGGUGCUGAGCGCCGUUGGCGGCGCAUCGCCUCCACCACCACCACCAGGCAGCCAUUCUCCUGGAGGACCCCUCGUAGUUGGCAGUUCUAGCAGCGCUAAGACUGACACAUUAGCCGCUCAGGGUGCGCGAAACCUCGCAAAAUACCUCCGGGCAAAUGGCAACGCGAGCGCAACUUGUACCGAGCAUAAUGUAGUAGUCCGACGAGAAUGGUCGACUUUCAGCCCCAAGGAAAGAAAGGAAUACAUCGCUGCUGUUCAAUGUCUAACCACUAAGCCCUCAAAAACACCAUCAUCUGUAGCACCUGGCGCGAAAACUAGAUAUGAUGACUUCGUAGCGACACACAUCAACCAGACCCUAUCAAUCCACGGAACUGGAAACUUUCUUACAUGGCACCGCUACUUCACCUGGGCAUACGAGCAGGCGCUGAGGAACGAGUGCGGCUACCAGGGUUACCAGCCGUACUACAACUGGCCGAAAUGGUCUGACGACCCUACCAAGUCCCCCGUUCUAGACGGCAGCGACACAAGCAUGUCUGGGGACGGCGCGCCUCUGCCCGGGCGCAAUGCCACAUGCAUUCCAUCCAACAAUCUUUGCCAAAUCAGUCUCGCACCAGGAAAUGGCGGAGGCUGUGUACAGUCUGGCCCAUUCAAGAACUUCACGGUCAACCUCGGCCCCGUUGCUCCCGCUCUCGGAGACGUAACCCCCAACCCCUCCCCCUCCGGCCUAGACCACAACCCGCGCUGUCUACGCCGCGACAUCUCCCGCCUUGCGGCCUCCACCUGGUCCACCGACGACCAGGUCUCCACCCUCAUCACCAAUUUCACCGACAUCGCUUCCUUCUCGACCCGUAUGCAAGGCGACUUCCCCUCCGGCUUUCUCGGCGUGCACACCGCGGGCCACUUUACGGUCGGCGGCGACCCCGGAGGUGACCUCUUCGCAUCGCCCGGCGAUCCGUUCUUCUAUUUUCACCACGCGAUGAUUGAUCGUGUGUACUGGGUAUGGCAGAAUCAGGACAUCGAGAAGAGGCUGUACGCUGUGGGGAAUACGAUUACGCUGAACAACAUGCCGCCGUCAAGGAAUGCGACACUGGAAGAUCAGAUCGACUUGGGGAGCGUGGGGGUCCCGGUGGUGACGAUUGGGGAGGCGAGUAGUACGCUUGCGGGGCCGUUUUGUUACGUGUAUGCAUGA
Messenger RNA from Paraphaeosphaeria sporulosa, 1218 nucleotides. RefSeq names its product Di-copper centre-containing protein. The transcript has 5 exons. Gene Ontology annotation, molecular function: oxidoreductase activity. NCBI's taxonomy places the organism in Eukaryota, Fungi, Ascomycota, Dothideomycetes, Pleosporales, Didymosphaeriaceae. The coding region runs from base 1 to 1218 and encodes 405 amino acids. The record is from RefSeq and is a predicted model, not a curated record.